Tachysurus vachellii is the source of this 2529-nucleotide messenger RNA. RefSeq names its product glutaminase like (gene glsl). NCBI's taxonomy places the organism in Eukaryota, Metazoa, Chordata, Actinopteri, Siluriformes, Bagridae. Gene Ontology annotation, biological process: L-glutamine catabolic process. The coding region runs from base 145 to 2112 and encodes 655 amino acids. The record is from RefSeq and is a predicted model, not a curated record. Gene Ontology annotation, molecular function: protein binding; glutaminase activity. The transcript has 21 exons.
UACAGACAGCAAACACUUUCACUCACUCCACAAACUCCACAGGCAUAUGAGCAUGAGGCAUGUUUUCCCAGUCUAACAGAUUUAAACAUCUCUUGUGGAUGUCUGCUGCAGUUUAAUUUAUAGACAAAACUGUUUUUAAAUCUAAUGGAACACAUUUCAAGCAAAGAAGCAGAUGAAAAUCCUUAUCUCUGUUUUCAGAGAACACCAUCUUUUCGUCGCAAAUGGAGAAAACGCUAUGGGGGAUUGGAUGGCAACAAAUUGCUGGAGCCGAAUAAGGAGGAAGACAUGAGAGAGAACGAUGUGAUGACAGAUGGUCUCUCUGAAAGGAAUGACGCCCCUGUGAAGAGUGCAGAAGCUCAGGAGACCAGCCUUGCCGAGAAGAUUUCAACUCCCAUGCCAAGAAAAGCUGUGCCAACUCAGAGACCUGUAAACUUUUUGACUCCAGGAUCAACAGGUUUAACUUCGUUAAUCAACAAUGAUAGCAGGAAAGUCCUCCAGGCAGAACCAGAGAGACUGCCCACUGCCCAGCCCUGGCCAAGCAUCAGCAGGACUGAGGCCCAUCAAAGCCAAUCCAAGAGAAAAGUAGCUGCUGACGUGCUGUUUGACAGCUUUGCCACCGGAGGAAGAGUCAGCACCAAUCAUUUCUUUGAGACCCUGUGGUGCUCUGGCAUUUUAAGAACUGACCCACGGAUUAAAGAUUGUUAUGUGCUGAUGAAAAAACUGCAGGAUGCUGAUGGGACAGUGGAUGGAAACACUUUCCAAAGGUGUGUGACAGGCUUUGUAUCUUUCGUUCUGAAAGCAGUGCAAGGCAGAUUUGUCAUUCCCGAUUUCUGUAUGUUUGCUGAGGAGACCCAAAAGCUGUUCAUUAAAUGUAAACAACUGUCUUCCGUAGAGGAGAAAGAAGACAACAGCAAGGCCAGUGGAAAAUGGGGGAUUUCAAUCUGCACAGUGGAUGGGCAGAGGCUCUCACUCGGGGACUGGAAUGAGCCUUGUGUUCUGGGAGAGAUUGCCUGGCCUCUUAUUUAUGCACUUGCUGUGGAUCAGCUUGGAGUUGACCGUGUCCAUAGACAUGUAGGAGUUGAGGAAUAUGCAAAAUAUGAGUCCCCUUUUACCCUGAGUGAACAAGGUGUCCCUCACACUCCCCUGACAGAGACAGGAGCUAUUAUAUGUGCAUCACUGCUACAGCAGUUAACAUUGAGGCAAGUUACAGAGGAAGAGGAGAAAUACGAGUCGGUUUUAAAUAUUGUAAGAAGAUUAUGUAACAAGGAACAUGCCAAUUUAAACUGUACAAGUUAUCAAGGUUUGAGGAAGGACAUCAUUCGUCUACAUGCACUUUCAUUUUAUCUCCAAGAAAAGAAAUGCUUUCCAGAAGCCAUGGACAUAAAUGCUACACUGGAGCUGCUGUUACAGUGUUUGUCUACAGAAGUCACGUGUGAGUCUGGAGCAGCGCUGGCCGCAACUUUAGCUAAUGGUGGCCUCUGCCCUAUGUCAGGUGACCAGGUCCUCUCCACCUCGGCGGUUCGAAGUACUCUGUCCAUAAUGCAAGUGGCAGGAAUGAACAAUUACUCCAGAAUGUUCCAUUUUAAGACAUCCGUGCCUGCCAAAUCCAGCAGCUCUGGUAUUGUACUGAUAGUAGUCCCUGGAGUGCUGGGCAUCGCUUGCUGGUCACCGGAGUUGGAUGCAUAUGGAAACUCCUGGAGGGCUGUGCAUUUCUGUGAGGAGCUGGUGUCAGUUUUUCAGCUACACAGCUUCGAUAUCAGGACUCCAUUCAGACAAGUGCUGUCCUACAGGCAGUGGAAAGUGGAGUCUGAGGGCUACCAAAUAAUGAACAUCCUAUUGGCUGCUUAUCGAGGGGACCUGCAUACGUUACGGAGGUAUUUCCUCUCUGGAGCAGAUGUGAAUGCUGUUGAUUAUGAUGGAAGGACUGCACUUCAUGUGGCUGCCUCAGAGGGGCGUCUAGAGGUCAUCAAGUUUCUGAUGGAGAGCACUGGAGCCAACUGCACACUCAAGGACAGAUGGGGAAAUACGGCCUUGCAGGAAGCUAUAAGAUGCAAUCAGGGACCUGUUGUGCAGCUCUUCACAAAGUACACAGACUACAAGGAAAUGUUAUGAGAGUGUACCAACCCAAGCCAUUCAAUUUACACUCUGCAGUGGCAUAUAUACAGUACUACUUUUUGUAUUCCCUUAUUUGGGUGUUAAAUGGCUGGCACCAUAAGAUUUUGAUUUAGACCUUUUAUUUAGAAUGUAAAUAAAACAUUUGGAUCAGUUAACAUAACUAAUUUAUCAUACAUUGGUGUAUCUGAACAAAAAAUGCAUCUGUAGUAACAGGGCACUAAGAAAUCUACACAUGGUUUUGUACAUGGAGUGUACAAGUGCAGAAUUGUUGUACAGCAAAGUGUGUUCAUGAAUUCUUUUAACUAAAUAUUUUUUAGUCAGCAAGACAUCUAUGAGAGACAAACAUUGUCUAAUUACAAAUGCUGUAUUAUGUCUAAUAUAUCUCAUUGUUACAGGGCUCAAUAAUAAAAGCAA